AUGAUUUAUUUCUGCACCAGCUUUGGAGACGCCCACGACAAGGGUGGUCUUUCAGUGCUAGACCAGCAGAGGUCUGUGAGAAGGAAAUGGCAGUGGAAGCGGUAUCUGCUAACAGAAGAAGAUAUAAAGUUACAAGAAUUUCAGCAGAUGAAAGUGGCAAUUAGAAAUGAGCUUAAUGGUAAUAAAGAUCAAUAUUUUAAAAAUAUUAAAGAAAAACUAAAGAAAAAUGGAAUAAUUCUCAAAAAUGAAUUAAAAAAAUUUCUGCAUUUAUGUCAGACUUCAUCUGAUGUGGAACUAGCCAGAAAAGUUAUUUACAGGUACCAUGAACAGAAUGGAGUCACAGCCUUACAUAGUUUUAAAUUUGGGCCACUCUUUAUGAGGCUGUGUUAUGAGCUAGACCUUGAAAGAACUGCAGUAGAACUUAUUAAAGAUCAGAAUUUGCGUGGCUUUUUCUCAGACAGUACGUCAUUCCAUAUUUUGAUGACUAUGUUGUUUAAAAAGGGCCAUUUUGAAAGUGCUUUGGAAGUUCUGGUAGAAAUGAAAAAACAAGGUAUACCUUUCAACAAAGAAACCUAUCUACUUGCAGUUGCAAUAUGCUAUAAACUGGGCAGCCCGGAGUCUUCCAAAAUCUCUGCGAGACUGCUUGAAGAAGCACAGCUAAGAGGUGACACGGUACCACUGCGAGCAUACUGCUUUGCAGUGGCAACUGCUCUCAAGCAGAAUGAUGUAGCACAAGCCAAAUUUUAUUGUUCCCAGAUAAUGAGAACAGAGAACAAACUCUACAAUAAUCUUAAAGUCCUUGUCCAGCUCAGAUCUGGUUUACUAAAAGAAGUAAUAAAUACAUUAGAGGCAGCAGUGGAAGUAGAUACUCCUCCCUUUGUGAAAAGAACUGAGUUUUCUGAGCAGGUGCUGGCUACAGUCAGGGAAAAGAUGGAAGAGAACCCUGACCUUUCUGUUAAAUUAAGAAAUGUUUAUAUGAAACUACAAGCUUCAGGACGGAUAACCAUGUGCACACUGGAAGACAUGCUUUUCCAGAUUCCUAGUUCAAAGAAGACCACUGCAAAGCUUUUAAGUCAGAAACAGUUGGGCUAUCAGGGUGCUAAUCCACUUUGGUCAAGUCUGUUGUUAGAAUAGUUCAGUAUUUGAUGCCAAACUGAACUGCUGAUAGCAUCUCUUAAAAUCCAAGUUCAAAUAAAAUGUCUUUCCCCUUUUUACACAAUGAGCAGUCUUAAGUUGUUUGUAUAAAAUUUCAUUUUAAAUGCCGAUCAUAUGGCUUCUGUGUUUCAAUUUUGAUCCUAAAAACAAGCUGCCACAGUGAGUAUUUGUGUGUUGUUCAGAAAUGGGAGUGAUAGAAAGGUUUGACUUUUUCCUUAGGCUCUUGUAUCAGGAUGUUCCUAUGCUAAAUAUUCUGGAAGUGAAUGGAUUGAAGUGAGCAAAGCAAGCAAAGUGAUAUGAGUGUCUGACCUGACUUCUGUGGUUCAUGAGAAGAAAAUUUGGUGUUCAUUGGAUGUAAUGUUCUGACUGAAAGGAUAGAAGCAGGCAAGAGUCCAGAUAAAAGAGCAUGAAAUGCUUGAACUGUUAAUUAAAAGUUUCAAGAGUAGAUCUCAAGAGAAUCAGGGGGAAGCAAGCAUCUUUUAUUCACUUCAAUAUCUUUUUCUUCUAAAGAAAUAUAUUAGUAGUUUUUUCAUAUCGACUGGGAUCAUGGAAAUGCCAUGGGAAUUAGCAUGGUGACCAAGUGAUUACUUUCUCACUUGAAGGAAAUCAAGUUACUCUCAGAGUGAGUGACUUCACAUUUCUUCCUUCUGAUUUUCUGAUAUCAAGAUUCCUGGGUUAAGCCAAUCUUGAUGUAAAUUUGCAACUAAGUAAUAAAAAGUUUCUUAGAGCAAUUAUGAUCACAUUUUAGUUAUAAUUACACCAUCUGCAUAGUUUACCCUAUUUUUUGAUUGAAAAAAAUACAAAGAACCUUCACUUUGUCCAGUUUUAAUAAAUCUAAAACAAAUGUGCUUGACUCUGGCCAUAAAAAGUUGUUUGUGUCUUUGAGUCCUGUAUACUCAAGAAUCUGAACUUGCUCACCAUCCAGAAUAGAAGGAAUUGGAAACAGGUACACACCUUGGCUAGCAUUCAUGUGCCUUUGAGUGCCUUUGCAUGUGAAAUGAUGAACAUGUUGGUAAGAGAACUUGGCGGUCUUGUGAGUGCGAGACUUGGUAGAACUCAGCUUGGUACUUGCCAAGUUGGGUUGCAUUAUCUCUCCUCUGCCUUCUGUUUAUUUAUUUUGCCUCUGCCCCACUCAAGCAAACGUCAGGACUCAGAGUAUAUUUUCUGUGAAUAAAUAUCUGCAUCUAUAUCACUGUAACCAGCAGGACAGGGAAGAAAUAAGAACCCAUCCACCUUUCAAAACAAGCGUAGCUACAGCUGUUGGGAUGUUGCCUUCUGAAACUCUAACUCUGUAAGUUAUUUCUUUUGUCACAGUGUGUCCUGUUAAUAUUUAAUACUAUAAAAACUGUUACAAAGUAGAUUGAAUUCCACGCAAGUGAAGAAUAAUUUGAAGUGUGUGUCACACUUCUGUGAACCGUGUGUACGCUUUUUAUGAUUGGUGGCAUAGGCUAAAGUACUACAUAUAUUAAUCUAAGAACACAGCUAUUUUCCUCUAAUAUUGUGUAGUAUGUAAUUCCACACAUAAUUUCCCAUUCAUUGAAAAUUCUUUCAACAUUUCCAGUACUAUGUAGACCCUUGAGAAGUUCCCAGUCUUUUCUCUGCAAAUAAAUUUGAUAUGAGAUUGCUUGCGGUGUGGCAAGGAUCAGUGGCAAAAAAUGUAAAGGAAAUAAACACUAUUCAGUUUGCUCUGUUUGUAUGGACAGGAAAACCAUCUGGUGUUGUGCAGUACAAUCAGGACAACUAUUCAGUGUUAAACGUGUAUAAAUGCCAUGUUUUUAAAGGCCAUCAAGGACAGUUUGACCCAUUUAGCCUUACAUAGCAAAUACAUAAGGUCAGUUCAGUUUAAUUUCCUAACUUGGCACUUUAAAACUUGUAUUAAUUGCAAGAAGUUGUUGCAUCCUAGAACUGUGUAUGUGUGUUUGUUCAUUCGAAUCAGAAUUGUUUCAGUUCCUAACUAAGGCUGUAU
Molecule: messenger RNA, 3121 nt
Organism: Ficedula albicollis (Collared flycatcher)
Lineage: Eukaryota; Metazoa; Chordata; Aves; Passeriformes; Muscicapidae
Gene: PTCD2
Product: pentatricopeptide repeat domain 2
Exons: 10
Coding region: 1-1134 (377 amino acids)
Biological process (GO): mitochondrion organization; regulation of mRNA processing; multicellular organism development
Cellular component (GO): mitochondrion
Molecular function (GO): RNA binding; protein binding
Source: RefSeq, a predicted model, not a curated record